CCAAGCGGCCAUGCAACCUGAGCUCACGUCGUCGGAGAUCGAGAUGCUCUCGUUUGACUGCGCCGACGACCGCAUCGCCGCUUACUUGCAACGGCGUGCGGCAAUGGCCCAUGAUGACGAGGCUCAGGAUGAAGAGCUCACGCCGUCCGAGAUGGAGAUGCUCAUGCUCGACAACGUCGAUGAUCGCAUCGCCGCUUACGUGGCGCACCGAAUGAUCUCGGCGAAUGUCGACAAGACCACGGCAACCGAGACAACCGUCGACAACGACCACACAAAGUCGGCAGUCGACACCAUGGGUCAAGGUGCUGCUGACCAAGAACUACCGCCGGCACCGACAGAUCCCUUGCGUCUCGGUGUGCCCAAGAGCAUCGAGGGGACGGUGUACGACCUCUCGCGGCCCAACGGUUGCGAUUACACGGUGUGUGCGUCCUGCUACGCAGCGUACAAGCACACGUAUGCACCCGAUGACAUUUUUAUCGCCAAGCCAGCAAUACCACCUGCGCUGGUCGUGCGCUUUGCUGCCGAGGCCAAAACCAUUGACGUCACAAACUUGGAUUUUGUCGCGACGAAUGGCAUGCACGUGCCGCCCGCAGACGUCGCCGCCGUCUUUGAAGCACACACGGUGCACCACUGCACCACACGGCGGCUCGCGGCACCGAAGCUGUUUGUCUUUGUUUUCUUCUUGCUGUGA
This is a messenger RNA of Saprolegnia parasitica CBS 223.65, 691 nucleotides long. RefSeq lists its product as hypothetical. The transcript has 3 exons. Bases 11 to 691 code for a protein of 226 amino acids. Lineage: Eukaryota; Oomycota; Saprolegniomycetes; Saprolegniales; Saprolegniaceae. The record is from RefSeq and is a predicted model, not a curated record.